UAUUGUUACAGCAGGGGUAUGGGUGCGGGUGGCAGCACUGUGGAGUUGGCAGCACUGGGAGAAGCGGGAACAGGCAGAGAGGGGAGACGCGUGGCCAGAGAGGAGGCUUGAGGCCAGCGUGUGCCUGCCUGCUUUGCCACAGUCUGCUGAAGCUGCGCAAGGCUCGGCCAGACCAGCGGUGGGUUGGGGCAGCUGGCAUGGACAGUCGCAAGUAUCACAUCUGUGGGGAGGCUGGUGCUGAGCUGACCAUUCCUGUCCCUACAGGCACCACCGUCUGGCUCGAGCAGCACCAGAAAUUGCUGGUGAGAUAAACUGUGCAGGAGACAGGGUGUUGGUGGCUUGAGGUGGGCAGGGCAGCAACCCCAGCAACCAGUACAAUGGGCAGAAGGGACAGGGACACAUUGUGAAGCUGGAACUGAAGCUGUUGGCCGAUGUGGGUCUGGUGGGCUUCCCUAAUGCUGGCAAGUCCACACUGCUGUGGGCCAUCUCCAGGGCCAGACCCAAGGUGGCCAGCUACCCCUUCACGACGCUGCAGCCGACCCUGGGUGUGGUGGAGUACAGUGACAUGCGGCGGCCUGACCAUCGCUGACCUGCCAGGACUCAUUGAGGGUGCCUGGGCCAACGUGGGGAUGGGGGCACCGCUUCCUGCGCCACAUGGAGCGGACACACUUCCUCCUCUUUGUGGUGGACAUCAACAGCUUCCGGCUGUCACCCAAACAGCCAUACCGCUCACCCACCGAGAAUGUCAUGCUGGUCAACAGGGAGUUGGAGCUGUAUUCACCUGACCUGCUGAGUAAGCCAGCACUCCUUAUGGUGAAUAAGAUGGACUCUCCCAAUGCUGAGUCUCGCCUGCAGGAACUCCUUCACAACAUUAAGAGGAUGGAGGACUAUGUGUUGUGUUGCUCCUGUGGUGCCAAACUCACAGAGAACUCAUGGGAUAACUUUGUAAACAUCUCCAUUCCACUGUCUGAGGCAUCUCAGCAGGUGACCAUCCUGGGACACCCCCACCUCAUGGUCCAGACCCACAGGAACCCUGCUGACCUUGCUUUUGACUUGGUGACUGUCAGGAGGUCAGGCUGCUCAGGAGUGGGAGAGGAUAUUUGAACCAGAAAGCAAAGCCAGCACAACCCACUUCAAAGCUUCCUUGGAGGGUUUCUAUGGACUCAUUCUAGAGAAACUGGUCACUGAGAAAUUCUCCUAAACACAGAGGCAGGCAGUCUCCCUAUUGAAGCAGGCUGAAGCUAAACACUUGAGGCAACAAGAUUCAAUCUACUUUUACAUUUCAGACUCUCUCCUCAUUGGCCUUCCCAAGCACCAGCAGUAUUAACACAAUGGCACAAGACAGGGAGGACAUGGUGCCUCUCGAUCCCGAGCUUCUGGCUGAGCUGGAGGAGGAAGCAGCCUCUCGCUAUACUGAGGAGGAUAACCAGUUUACAGAGGCAGAGAAAAUUUGCACAGUUCACAGGCAGUCUCAACAAAGAAAAAUAGCCAAGAUAAAGCAUGUGUAUACACACACACACACACACACACACACACACACACACACACACACACACACACACACACACACACACACACACACACACACACACACACACACACACACACACACACACACACACACUUUGUUGAUUCAUUCCAUCUGUAAGCACCCCCACUCUCCCAUAGAUCACAUUAGAACAGAAGUUUGAGGGUUGUGGAGUGUGAUAUUUCCUGCCACAAACACUGUGUGGAGUAUGUCGUCCUAAGGUUAAGUGGUGGGACUUUGGCUGACACAUGGUAGCAGUUAGAGGAAAAUGCCAUCAUUAUUGGAGCAAGACAGCUGAAGGAACAGAACCCCAUGAUUCUUCUGGAUGUCAGUGUGAGUGGCGGAGCAUAUCAUGCUCUCCAGAAGCCUCAAACCUAGAAGCCAGGUGAUGUACUGUAACUCAGUUUACUCCAGUUUGGUGGCACAUUUUCUUGUAUGCAGUCCUGAUUUGUACCAUACAGUCACUCACUGUGUAAGUCUUUGACAUCACGAGAAAUUUGUGCACUUGUAUAUGCAUGCAUCACAAAAUGCUGCAGAUGGGAUGAGGUAAGUGAUACUUCAUAAAAAGGCACAUAUUUCUCAAGAAAAGUAAUUAAAACUGACCCAUAUUGUCAAUCAAAGCAAGUGGGAAGAACUUGAGUAUUGCCAUUUAGUAGGUAUUUUUGGCAUGCAGCUUCUCUGUGGUGAAUACAGUGGUAAAAAUAACUAACAUGCUAGUUGGCCACAUGCAACUCACCAAUCAUGUCAAGAUGUGCUGGCUGGACUUAUUUUACUCUAUCCUUCCACCUUCCUGUGAUUCUCUUCUCCUAUUACUCUCUCACCUUUCACCUUACUUGUUCAGCACUUCUGUCAGCUUUCCUGCUCUCAUUCACCUUAAAUCUACUUGCAAAAAGUCCCUCCCUCCGUUAGGUGUUGGUCAGACAUCACUCUACCUUUUCCUCUCAUCAUUCACAGGCAAUAUUUUUACUGCUUCCCUGACACUGGUGGUGACAAUUCUUCAUCUGCUUGCAUCACUCAAGUAUGCUCAUCAUUAUCCUUCUUAAAUAUAAAUAUUUCCAGUCACUAACUGUCACUGAAAGCAUAGCCCUAACAUUCUUCCUCCAAUUUAAUUUCUUUGAAGUGCACCACACAACUACACCUUAAACUACACACAGUGGAACCUCGGUUCGUGAACAUUCCUAUUUAUGAACAAAUCACUUCAUGAAUAUUUUUUUAGAAUUUUUGCCAUGGUUCUUGAACAGUGUUUCUGUGUGUGAAUGCACAAACACCCUGCAGACCCCCUCAGCUGGCAAGCACACACACACUUGUGUUUUGGCAUGCCUGCCGUGAACAUUGUGACUAUCACACACUGGCAAGUCACCCAAGUCAGGUGCCUUCCCAGCUGUUGGAGAGGAGCUAGACCUGGAUCUCCUUUACCCCAUUCCACCUCUAGUAAAUUGCAUGCCUUCUUAUUUAGCUGGCCUCUUUUUACUUUACUUUCAGGAUGGUUAUAAAGAUGAUAAUGAUUGGAGAGAAAAGACACCAUCUCGCCUUGCACCAAACAUGCACUGGCUGGAAGGAAGUACUGGAGCAAGACUGUAAAGGAGGGAUUUUUCUGCAUAACAGUAUGUGCUCUAUUGUCCAAUUACAUUUCACCUCAUGUCCCAUUAUCUGGAUGCCCAAAGAAAGAGUGCAUCUGUUAGACAGGUUUAUAAGACGUGAGGUUGUCAAGAAUUCCUGGAUCACAGACACAAGGUGGAAUUUGGGAAGCAUGUGCUGUCAUGAGUAGUGCAACAAUCCCCAUUUUACAUAGACUUUUAUGCUCAAAUAUUUCCUUCCAGCCAACCCAUGCCUGGUGCAAGGCAAGAUUUUGUCUUUUCCUCUCAAAUAACUCUUUCCAACCAUUCUGAAAGUUGAAAUAGGAAGUGGCAGACUUAAUUAAUUUAUGAAGGCAUGUGAUUUAGAGAUGGAGUAAGGUAAGGGCUCCCAGGUCAAACAGCUGGGAAGGCACCUGACCUUCAUAUCAGUGACAUGAUAUAGCCUGAUGUCCAAGAAACUUACACCUUUCUGUGGUUACUGUAACUUCAUUCUUGUCAAAGAAAAAAAAAAAAAAAAAAAAAAUAAUAAUAAUAAUGCAGUUUCUGAGAUUGGAAUAGAUGAAUUGUAUUUUAAUUAAUUUAAAUGGGAAAACUUGUUUUGGUUUGUGAACUGAGGUUUCUACUGUACAUAGAUCCCAACAAAGUUCAGAAUCCCCUGAAUCCCUCCUCUCUACUCUAUAGCAGCUCCUUGUCUCCUUGUCUAUGAAAUGACCAGUAUUUGAUAUGUUCCAGCACUGCAAGAAGAGCCUGCCUAAGCUGCCAAUACUCCCUGCUGACAGAUUUGACCUCAACAGACAGUGCAGAGGCAACUUUAGGCAUCAAGACUACAGGAAGGAGGCUGCACGGAUCAAGGGGAGUACAGAGGUCAUGGGAAUUAUAGGGAUCGUGGGAAUUACAGGGAUCACAGGAGGGAAUAUUCUGACCACAGGCAAGGGAGGUUUGUCAGUGACCACAGAGAUCAUGAUGACAGCAGAAGGGAUAGCGAGAAGAGGAAGUACAGGUCUGAGAAGGAGAGUGAUGAGUAUGGAAGAAGGAAUUACCAGUCCAGCAAAUACUACAAUGGGUGGGGGGGGGUGUCAUCCUGUUGAGUUUUGUGAAUCCAGUGGCUGGUAUAUUUAUCUUUCAUCAGGGACUUCACACAAGCUUCCACGCCAUUAAUUCUUUGACCAUUACCAAAGGUUACUGACAUUUAAUUUACAUUUAAAUGCCUGCCUGCCUGUCUGUUCAUAUCUUUCUCUCACAAUGUACUCACCAUUCACUUGUGAACAUUUAGAUUUUUAGGAAAUAUUUUUGAGCAAGUUCCUUCAUCACAAGGCAACCAUCUACUAAAAAGAAAAAAAAAUGGAAUAUAUGUUGGCAUUUCCUUGAUUGCUUUUGGUGUUAGUGUGUGACUUUCCAGAGUGACAAUACAAGUGUUAUCCCCACUACAAGUCAUGCACUAUAUAUAACAUCACUGAGUAUCUUUUCUCUCAUUUUCAUAUAAAUGUUUGUAACAUUUUCAUAUAAAUGUAUGCUAACUUUUAUGUGGACUUACUGUAAGAUUUUUUAAAAGUAAAGUAUUUUUCCAA
This is a messenger RNA of Scylla paramamosain (green mud crab), 4673 nucleotides long. Its product is annotated as GTP-binding protein 10-like. Gene Ontology annotation, cellular component: mitochondrion. The transcript has 11 exons. NCBI's taxonomy places the organism in Eukaryota, Metazoa, Arthropoda, Malacostraca, Decapoda, Portunidae. The record is from RefSeq and is a predicted model, not a curated record. Gene Ontology annotation, molecular function: GTPase activity; GTP binding; RNA binding. Bases 655 to 1104 code for a protein of 149 amino acids. Gene Ontology annotation, biological process: RNA 5'-cap (guanine-N7)-methylation.